Molecule: messenger RNA, 687 nt
Organism: Oppiella nova
Lineage: Eukaryota; Metazoa; Arthropoda; Arachnida; Sarcoptiformes; Oppiidae
Source: the annotation of a GenBank genome assembly
UAUAAAAUAUCAAAAUCCAAACCAGUACUUUGAUUGUGUGGAUUUAAUAGUGUUGUAUCUGUUGUCUGUUGCAUAUCAUUAAUAAGCAAAAUUUUAAUAAUGAAAGUAUUUUUCUCAAUUAUUGCAAUAUUUCUUAUUUUUAAUAUAACUUUUGCUGACGACUGUGGAGUCCAUGUACUCGAAAAAGCUAUUGAAUUGUAUCGCGAUUUUCAAGCCCUUCGUGUCAGAGGUUGUCAGGACUUAAAGAUCAGUGUCGAUACAUAUUCUGUUAUUAAGAAAAAAUGCAUUCAAGAUCUCGCCGCAAGCUUUAAUCUAAUUUCAUAUGAAAAAGUAUACGAACUGACGCUAGACUUCUUGAGCACAGAUUGCUUCCGGAAAUCUGCGAUCGAGACCUGCGAUGACAUUGAGUACAAGAAGUUGAGACACUGUGCCGUUGACUUCUGGGUCGACCACUUGGAGGAAGGACUGGAAUUGUAUAGGAAUGAGACCAUUAGAUACGGUGCUUAUGGCUAUUUGAUUGAAGUUAAGGGAUGCCUCCAAAAGAGUCUGGAUGAGAUAGAAUCGGCACAUAAAUUGAAGUCAAUUCAAGUGUGAAAAGCCUAUCAACUGAAUCCCACUUCCAAUUAUCAAACACAACCAAUUUGUUGUCUAAUUGUUCCGGGUUUAUAUACAGUAUACCAAUUGAAU